Molecule: messenger RNA, 538 nt
Organism: Cladocopium goreaui
Lineage: Eukaryota; Dinophyceae; Suessiales; Symbiodiniaceae
Source: the annotation of a GenBank genome assembly
AGGUCUUUCCGCUGCGAACCUCUUCUUACGGGUGCUGAGUGACGUGCAGGCGAUGUUCAAUAUCUACUUUGCCAACCAUCCUGACUGGGAUCAAAGCUGCGAGUCCCUGCCUGCUCGCUUCAACUUGCUCUUUGAGAGUGAAAAGGUGAGGCCAACCUCCAAUUGGAGAGAUUCGAGGCUGCUGAGAUUCAAGAAGAAGAGCGAGAAGAUGAAGAUCACACACCGCGCCAAAGACAAAGUGAGCCAGCGUGGGGAAGAACUUUCCAAGGACGAUUUGGCCAUGAUUGAAGAUUGGCAUUGGGUCAGCAAGCCGCGUUGGUAUGUACCGAUGAAGUGGGUCGGCAAGCCGCGUUGGUAUUUCAGCUCCGACACGCGUGCGGACUUUUUUACCCAAACACCUCCAGUGCACGGCAAGGAUGGCUGGGCCACGGCGGAUGUUUCGGACUUGGAUGCAGUCAUGUGGCCUCAUGUCUGGUGUGAGUUGGUGGAGCAGGAGUGGAACAGCAUGUCUACUGAGCUGCCACAGGAAGAAGGCGGA